Pseudophryne corroboree (corroboree frog) is the source of this 2217-nucleotide messenger RNA. It is a transcript of the gene STPG1, whose product is annotated as sperm tail PG-rich repeat containing 1. Gene Ontology annotation, molecular function: chromatin binding; histone binding. The record is from RefSeq and is a predicted model, not a curated record. Bases 79 to 1107 code for a protein of 342 amino acids. Lineage: Eukaryota; Metazoa; Chordata; Amphibia; Anura; Myobatrachidae. Gene Ontology annotation, biological process: epigenetic programing of male pronucleus. Gene Ontology annotation, cellular component: female pronucleus; germinal vesicle; male pronucleus. The transcript has 9 exons.
CGAGUAACCAGAGUAUACACAGUCCUGCUGCUGCUGCCGCCAUGUGUUUUUAUAGAUCAUUUACACAGAGAGCAAGGGAUGAUGGAGUCCUAUGUAAGAAAUUACAGUGAGAGGAACUUAAAAACCAAUCAUCUGCUACAGUCCAAACAACUGCAGAGGGGGUGCAAGAUACCUAGCACUCCUUCCUCCAUUCCUACUAAAUACCAGACUGUGUUUAUUGCUGAAUCAGAGAAGAAAGGUUUCAACUCUAGGUCAUUGAGAUUUUCCUACAGUCUGAACCAGAAUGAAAAUCCAGGUCCAGGAUCUUAUAAUGUUGGACAAGGACCUGACAUUAACAGUGUCUCAUUAUCAGCUAAAGGGACAGGAAGUUUUCCAUCAAAGGCAUCUAAAGGCUUGUUCUUUAAGGUUAUCCGAACUCCAGCUCCUAACACUUACUACAUACAGGAUACAUUGUUUUCAAAGAAGGAUUUUAACAAAAGCUACUCCAGCAUGUUUCAUCAGCCUAUUACUACAAAGGUGGAAGAUGCAAAGCACAUGACACCGUCUCCAAAUCAGUAUGAUGCAUCUAUAAAUUAUUGUCAUCCAAAUAACAAUGUGUCUGCACAUGCUGCUUUUGUUUCAAGGACAAAGAGAGACGCUAUACAUUUGACUCCUCUAAAAGGACCUUCACCUUGUCACUAUACAGUGAAUGUCUCCUUAGUUAAGGAAUCUCCCAAGAUCCUAGUAUCAUGCUUCAAGUCAAAGACUUCUCGGGAUGUUUUGAACGCGACCGCAAAUAACCCAGGACCAGCCAGCUAUGAGCCAUAUAGUUCUCCUGAUAUAACGAAGAAGACAGUCUUCCCGAAGAAACAUUACCUGUGUUUCUCAGCUCCUGCGGAACCAGUUCCCAAGACCCCAGAUGUGCCAGGCCCAGGACAGUAUGAACUUGUUGACUAUGAAGGACCCCCCAAACAUUACUUUUCUAGUGCUGCAUUUGUAUCCAACACAAGUCGUUGGGCAGGAGAUGUCUCAGGAGCUGAUGUUCCCGGGCCAGGUGCUUAUCAUCCAGAAUGCUCAGGAAAACAGUCCUUUCUCUACAACAAUGACAAGAAAUGGAUUCCAGCUUAAGCCACAAAUAAAGCAAGGCUCUGAUAGACUACAAAUAAACUGCAGUCCUAUGAAAGUUGCAUUGACUGAUCUAUUAAUACUAAACCUCCAUGGUUGUGUAUUGUUUUGUGCCUAUGGGAUUUUCUGAAUGUAAAGAUAUAGGGCCUACUUCAUGUUUGUAUCCACAAGUGUGAUUUUCUAGGCUAUGGAACAGCUAAUGUUAGCAAAUGAAGCUGCUGCCCAGAAUUGAAAAGAGAUGCCUCCCUGGAGGCAUCACAAGCUCAUUCGCAAUUGCGUACACAUUUGAAGCCCACCCACUGCGAUCAUGCUGUAAUUGCUAUCGCGCUGCAAUUACAGUGUGGUGGCAGAAAUCGUUGAUACCUCCUGCAGGCGCAGCCUAGUUGCAACGCAGGAGUCCCGCCGACACGCAGCCGACCCUAAAAUGCCGCCGCCUCGCGCCAGUUUUCCCACCGCUACCCCCUGCUCAACCUGUUCGCAGUUAAUGAGAUCCAAUCAGAUGGGACCUGUGCGUGCGCAGAGUGCACCUUUCUAAAAAAAAGUGGUUGCAUAGCGAUUGCGAUGCGACCUGAAUUAGGCCCAAUAUGAAUACAUGGCCCUUAGGCUUAGCAUAUGCUAGUUAAUGGAGAGGAAUGCUUUUGAGCCUUCACCAAAAACUUUCAUGAUGUUUUCUGCUACACAAUGGCUAACAUCAUCUGAAGCAAAGCUCCAAACAGCUAAGCAGCUUUUGCUCCAUUUAUCAAGGUUCCCCUUUAAUUAUUUGCCCCGAAACAAAAUAAAAAUAAAAACGGACAACCCUCCGUAACAGCCAUUUUCUGAGGAUUGUCCAAAUGUUUAGCAUGAUACGUAGGCCCCAUAAUGUUAUAUACUGUGUCAUAAUCAUAAUUAACUGUUGCAUGGGCACAUACAACACUCUUUCUAUUUCUUCUAUGUGGAGUGUGUUAACGUAAUAUUAUAUUCAAAAUACUAUAAAUUGCAGUUCAUGUAAUGGUAGGUAGACCUAAUGCUUGCACCUUUUUUCACAGUACAGUAAUACAAUAUAUCUAGGGAUUAACCAAUUGCCAAAUUAACUCUUGAGAUUAAUGCUAAUAAAUUACAGAUUGUAUCAUAGAA